This is a messenger RNA of Phaedon cochleariae (mustard beetle), 596 nucleotides long. The record is from the annotation of a GenBank genome assembly. NCBI's taxonomy places the organism in Eukaryota, Metazoa, Arthropoda, Insecta, Coleoptera, Chrysomelidae.
AUGAAUGUUAGUAAGAUUGUAGCUCGAGGAAUCAAGAGCCCGUGUAGUGUGUUUUCCCGAUAUUUUCAGAAUUCUUCAGCAAACAUGGUUCAGGUUGGUGAUGCAGUUCCAAGUGUAGACCUAUACGAAGAUGUUCCAACAAAUAAGGUGAAUUUGGCAAAGUUGUCUUCUGGCAAGAAGAUCAUUCUAUUUGCAGUACCUGGAGCCUUCACGCCAGGUUGUUCAAAGACCCACCUUCCCGGCUACGUGAAGAAAGCCGACGACCUGAAGUCCCAAGGCAUCGACGAGAUCGUCUGCGUGUCCGUCAACGAUCCCUUCGUGAUGGCCGCCUGGGGCCGCGACCAGAACACGGCCGGCAAGAUCCGGCUGUUGGCCGACCCCUCGGCCGCCCUGGCCAAGGCCCUGGACUUGUCGGUGGAUAUUGCUCCGCUAGGUGGCGUGAGGAGCAAGCGGUACUCGAUGGUAAUUGCCGAUGGGAAGAUCGAGUCGUUGCAGGUGGAGCCUGACGGUACCGGGCUGUCUUGCUCGUUGGCCGAGGCUAUCAAGUUGUAGAUUUAAGGGCGAAAAGGUUUGAUUUUGUCUGGUGGGCUUUUUGA